Molecule: messenger RNA, 675 nt
Organism: Pseudomassariella vexata
Lineage: Eukaryota; Fungi; Ascomycota; Sordariomycetes; Amphisphaeriales; Pseudomassariaceae
Exons: 2
Coding region: 1-675 (224 amino acids)
Source: RefSeq, a predicted model, not a curated record
AUGUUUUCUACUUCUUUACUCCUUGCUAACCUGGCGCUGUUGGCCACCGUCAAUGCCACCUUCAUUCUCCAAACACCAAUCGCCAUCGGUGGUUGUGCUUGCAAAGGCGAGUUCGAUCAGAAGCUGGAGCCCUGCGGCGGGUUUGAUCCGACAGAUCGGUCUGUAGUGUCUCCUUUUCCAGCCGCCGGCCAAGACAUAAUGGUUUCGUCUGCCAACUACACGUCCACCUUCUACUUCAAGGCAGCGUUAGUCACGGAUCUCCACAACUGGGUCGAACUAAGACCGUCCAUGCCUCACCAUGGUGACGGUCAGUUUUGCUUCAGCCGCAUCCGUGGAAAGAACGCGUGGGUCGACCGGGACGUUGUGCUCCAGAUCUCGCAGUAUGAAGGCAACGGGAUCACCAACUACCAGUGCGCUGCGGUGCGGUUCACCAACGCUUUGUACGCCCAGGGUGGUUGCACCAAACCUGCCACCCCGGGCAGGGGCCUCGAGCUGCCAGGCAAUCAUGCCGUGGAAAAGCGACACCCCGCUGUUGAUGUGAAUGACACGACGGCGUUAUCAGGCCGCGAUGCCACUAGCACGCCGGUCAAGGUCAAUGAUGCAAGCGCCUUGGUCCGCCGCUUUGCUUACUUCAGUCCUAUCGCCGUGCUGUCGGCAGCGGUACUGCCGUGGUAG